AUGGCGCCUUGAACACAUUAUGGCGGGGUGCCGUUGUUUUUGAGAGUGUGUCGGUUUUUUGUCAAUGUGCUAGUCCUACGUUCCAGUGUCAGUUAUGGCUAAUGUAAAUUUAGAUAAAGAAGCAUUUCACAGACGCUUGAAGAAAUUGUACGCGGCAUGGAAAGAAUCCGACGGAGAAAAUGGGUUUUCAAAAAUGGAUGCUCUUGUAGCCGCUGUCGGCAAAGACGACGAGGUCGUUUACAGCAAGUCCGGGGCCCUCCACACCUGGCUCCUGGGUUACGAACUCACCGACACGAUAAUGGUACUUACGGAAUCGAAAAUUCAUUUCCUCGCCAGCAAGAAAAAGAUUGAUUUUCUACGACCAGCCGACACCAAGGAUGAGAACAACGUCCAGCUCUCGUUGAUAGUGAGGGACAAGGAUAAAGACGAGGCCAACUUUACGACGUUGAUAUCGUGUAUUAAGGAGAGCAAAAAGGGGAAAACGAUCGGCGUGUUCCCAAAGGACAAUUAUCCCGGGCCUUUGAUGGACUCAUGGCGGAAAGCAUUGAAGAAGGAGAAUUUCGAGAUGCUCGACAUCAGUUCGCCGAUCGCGUACCUCAUGGCGCCGAAAGAGGACGCCGAAAUUGUUACCAUCAAAAAAGCGUGUCUUGUCAGCGUGGACGUUUUCACGAAAUACUUAAAAGAUCAGAUAAUGGAGAUAAUCGACUCCGAUAGGAAAGUGAAGCACAGCAAACUGGCCGAAGGCGUUGAGUCUGCCAUCCAGGAUAAGAAGUAUGUGUCGGGCGUGGAUUUUAGCCAGAUAGAUAUGUGUUACCCGGCCAUAAUACAGUCGGGGGGAAACUACAGUUUAAAGUUCAGUGCGGUCAGUGAUAAAAACAAUUUACACUUCGGCGCCAUUAUAUGUUCCCUCGGGGCGAGGUACAAAUCAUACUGUUCCAACAUUGUCAGGACUUUGCUGGUGAACCCGAACGAUGUGAUUCAGGCGAAUUACAAUUUUUUGUUGCAAGUGGAGGAGGAGCUGCUUAAAAAGCUGCAGGCGGGCGUCAGGUUGUCGGAAGUGUACGAAACUGGGGUCCAAUAUGUUAAAAAAGAAAAGCCCGACUUGGUGGAUAAUUUAACGAAAAAUUUCGGCUUCGCGAUGGGCAUAGAGUUCAAGGAGAGCUCGCUGAUUAUCGGCCCCAAGAACGGUGUCCUCGCCAAGAAAGGCAUGGUUUUUAAUUUGAACGUGGGGUUUAGCAACUUACAAAACGGCGAGGCUUCAGAGAAGGAGGGCAAAACCUACGCGCUAUUCAUCGGCGACACCGUUAUGGUGAACGAGGGGCAGCCCGCUUCCACUUUGACAGUCAGCAAGAAGAAAAUCAAAAACAUCGGCAUAUUUUUGAAAGACGAUUCGGAGGAGGAGGAGGAGGACGCGGAAAAGGAAAAUGAACAGAAACCGGAAGUGUUGUCCGGCGGGCGUGCUCGCAGGACCGCCGUGUUGGAGUCGAAACUCAGAACCGAGCAUACUUCAGAGGAGAAACGGAAAGAGCAUCAGCGGGAGCUCGCGGCGCAAUUGAACGAGAAGGCCAAAGAGAGGCUUGCCAAACAGAGCGGCUCGAAAGACGUAGAAAAGGUCAGGAAGAAUACCGUGUCCUACAAGAAUGUCAAUCAGAUGCCGAAAGUGCCCGAGAUUAAGGAGAUGAAAAUUUUCGUGGACCAGAAGUACGAGACGGUGAUACUUCCGAUUUACGGCGUUGCCGUCCCGUUUCACAUUUCCACAAUCAAGAAUAUCUCGCAAUCGGUGGAGGGCGAUUACACUUACCUCCGUAUCAAUUUUUUCCAUCCAGGGUCCACGAUGGGCAAGAGCGAUAGCGGCAACUACCAGCAGCCCGAGUCGACGUUCGUUAAAGAGGUAACGUACCGCAGCACCAACACCAAAGAACCGGGCGAGAUAUCCCCGCCCUCGUCCAACCUCAACACCGCGUUCCGUCUGAUCAAGGAGGUGCAGCGGAAGUUCAAGACGCGCGAGGCGGAAGAGAAGGAAAAAGAGGACCUCGUGAAACAGGACAGCCUCGUGCUGUCCCAAAACAAGGGCAAUCCCAAAUUGAAAGACCUCUACAUACGACCCAACAUUGUGUCGAAACGUAUGACGGGCAGCCUCGAGGCCCACACCAACGGUUUCCGUUACACGUCGGUCCGCGGCGACAAAGUGGACAUCCUCUACAACAACAUCAAGAACGCGUUCUUUCAACCUUGCGACGGCGAGAUGAUCAUCCUGCUUCACUUUCACCUCAAACACGCGAUCAUGUUCGGCAAAAAGAAGCACGUGGACGUGCAGUUUUACACGGAGGUCGGCGAGAUCACCACCGAUUUGGGGAAACACCAACACAUGCACGAUCGGGAGGAUAUCGCGGCAGAGCAGUCGGAACGCGAGCUGCGGCACAAGCUCAAGACCGCGUUCAAGAGUUUUUGCGAGAAGGUCGAGUCGAUGACGAAGCAGGAGAUCGAGUUCGACACGCCGUUCCGCGAACUAGGGUUCCCUGGGGCGCCGUUCCGUUCGACGGUGCUGCUCCAACCGACCAGCGGUUGCCUGGUGAACCUGACAGAGUGGCCACCUUUCGUCAUCACCUUAGAGGACGUCGAACUGGUGCAUUUCGAGCGCGUCCAGUUUCACCUGAAGAACUUCGACAUGGUGUUCGUGUUCAAGGACUACCACAGGAAGAUCGCGAUGGUGAACGCGAUCCCGAUGAACAUGCUCGACCACGUCAAGGAGUGGCUCAACUCGUGCGAUAUUAGAUACUCUGAGGGAGUGCAAUCUCUAAACUGGGCGAAAAUCAUGAAAACCAUCACCGACGACCCAGACGGGUUCUUCGAGAGCGGCGGCUGGACGUUCCUGGACCCGGAAUCGGACGUCGAGGAGGCCCAAGAGGAAGAGACCGAGGACGAGGACGAAGUCUACCAGCCUUCGGACCUCGAGUCCGGUUCGGAGGAGAGUGACGAGGACUCCGAAUAUUCCGAGGGCGACACGGAGGAGAGCGAGAGCGGAUCUGAAGGCGACGAACUGGGAUCGGAGGAGGAAUCAGGGAAGGACUGGUCGGAUUUGGAGAAGGAGGCGGCGGAGGAGGACAACCAGCGGGCCUACGACGAUUUCGACGGCCAGAAGUCGGGCGGUCGGAACAAGUUUUCGUCGAAGAGUAAGGGCUCGUCGUCGUCCUCGUCGAAGGGCAAACAUUCCGGUUCGGGCGGCUCGAAGCACAACAGCAGCGGUCACAAGGGCGGCAGCUCGGGCAGGCACAACAGCAGCGGCAGCAGUCGUGACAGAGACAGAGAUCGCGGCAAAGACAAGCACCGGCAUUCGUCGUCGUCUGGCUCGAAGCACAAGUCGUCGUCGGCGUCGGGGCACUCGAAGUCGUCGCCGUCGAAGGACAAGAGCCGCCACGGUUCGUCAUCCUCGCAUAACGACAAAAAGAGGAGCCGAUCGCAUAGCGGGGACCGGCACAAGGCCAAAAAAUCGAGGAAAUAAAUAUUUUUUUAUCGAUUUUCUACGUUAUUUAAGGAGUACAUUUGUAAGUUUUCUUUUUUUUUUUUUCGCUUAGCCUUCUACUUGUUAAGUUGUCUUUAAACGAUCGAUCAUUAAACAUUGGUUCUUUUAAA
Cylas formicarius (sweet potato weevil) is the source of this 3633-nucleotide messenger RNA. It is a transcript of the gene dre4, whose product is annotated as FACT complex subunit spt16. The record is from RefSeq and is a predicted model, not a curated record. Gene Ontology annotation, cellular component: FACT complex. NCBI's taxonomy places the organism in Eukaryota, Metazoa, Arthropoda, Insecta, Coleoptera, Brentidae. Gene Ontology annotation, molecular function: nucleosome binding. The transcript has 5 exons. The coding region runs from base 95 to 3502 and encodes 1135 amino acids. Gene Ontology annotation, biological process: transcription elongation by RNA polymerase II; positive regulation of transcription elongation by RNA polymerase II.